GAUUUAAGAAGCAGACGGGGCUUGUCAUACUGGGACUAAAACUUUGGGGAAUUUUCACUGUAAUUAUACUGGAUUUGUGUUUGCAAGGAUAUACAUAAUUUCACUCUGGAUAUGCGGACUCGUCUGCUGCUUCCCAGGUUUAAAACGUUUUCCCUAAAUAGAGGAAUACUCCUCUCCCACAGAGCAAGACAAUGAGAAUUCCCGGGCAAUCGGUGGGCGCUAAUAAUGUGAAGUGUACCUGGCCUUGGAGCACUGACUUGAUCCCCUGAGAGAGCUCAGCACAAAAUGAACAAACUGAGCUUUCAGAAUAAUAGAGCCAUGCAAGAUCGAUGGAGUGUUUGUGUCUUUCUCCCCAAUGAUGGUACCUUAAAUAUCAUUAUAAAUGUUAAAGCACUUUGUCAGGAGCUCCUUGCUCAAGUAUGUGAUCUCCUCAGACUGAAAGACUGUCAUCUCUUUGGCCUCAGUGUAAUUCAAAACAAUGAACAUGUUUAUAUGGAGCUUUCACAGAAGCUUUAUAAAUACUGCCCCAAGGAGUGGAAGAAAGAAGCCAGUAAGGGAAUUAACCAGUUUGGCCCACCUAUGAUAAUCCAUUUUCGAGUGCAAUACUAUGUGGAAAAUGGCAGAUUAAUAAGUGACAGAACAGCAAGGUAUUAUUAUUACUGGCACCUGAGAAAAGAAGUAUUGCGCUCCCAUUGCAUACAGAGAGAAGAGGCCUACUUCCUACUGGCAGUCUUCGCUCUGCAGGCCGACCUUGGGAGCUUCAAAAGAAACAAACACUAUGGAAAAUAUUUUGAGCCAGAAGCUUACUUUCCUCCAUGGGUGAUCAAGAAGCGAGGGAAAGACUAUAUCUUAAAACACAUUCCAAACAUUCAUCGAGAUCAGUUUUCCCUAAAUGUGUCCGAGGCAUAUCUGAUGUAUAUUAAAGAGGCAGCACGCUUGGAGGAUGUAGCACUCCAUUACUAUAGGUUGUAUAAGGAUAAAAGGGAAGUUACAUUACGAGGAAUCCAAAUAUUUCAGAGUACGGGUGAUGAAAAACAAUUGCUUUAUGACUUUCCUUGGACAAAUGUUGGAAAGCUGGUAUUUGUGGGCAAAAAGUUUGAGAUUUUACCAGAUGGUUUGCCCUCGGCCAGGAAAUUAAUCUAUUAUACUGGCUGCUCCCUGCGAUCUCGGCAUCUCCUUCAGCUGCUCAGUAAUAGCCACCGUCUGUACAUGAAUUUACAACCAGUACUGCGCCGUGUCCGGAAACUGGAGGAAAAUGAAGAGAAAAAGCAAUACAGAGAGUCCUAUAUCAGUGAUGCAUUGGACCAGGAUUUGGAUCAGCUAGAGAAAAGGUCCCACGCCAGCGGGAGCAGUGCAGGAAGUGUAAAGCAUAAACGCCUCUCUAGGCAUUCUACAGCCAGUCACAGCAGCUCACACACAUCGGGAAUAGAAGCAGAUACAAAACACAGGGACAUUGGCCCAGAGGAUAGCUUCUCUGGGACGUCGUUCCAUUGUAAACUGAAAACCUGCAGCUCCAUGAACAGUCACAGUAGUUCCCAUACCUCCGGGGCAGAGAGUGCCGGCAAAGACAGACUGGAAGAUGACUCACAGGAUGACGAAGUAGAAAUGUUGGUUGAUGAUCCAAAGGACCUUGAUCUGCCUCUGGACGAUAACCCUGAACAAUAUAUUUAUAUCACAGAAGACAUGCUGCUUUUACAACAGUUAAAUGGCAAUUCAGGGUUGGUUGUAAAAGAAGUAAACUCUUCUACAUCCAGUUCCUCAGAAACUGUAGUGAAGCUUCGAGGACAGAAUGUGAAG
This is a messenger RNA of Bombina bombina (fire-bellied toad), 1797 nucleotides long. RefSeq names its product FERM domain-containing protein 6-like. Gene Ontology annotation, biological process: positive regulation of hippo signaling. Gene Ontology annotation, cellular component: cytoskeleton; cytoplasmic side of apical plasma membrane. NCBI's taxonomy places the organism in Eukaryota, Metazoa, Chordata, Amphibia, Anura, Bombinatoridae. The record is from RefSeq and is a predicted model, not a curated record.